This is a messenger RNA of Pneumocystis jirovecii RU7, 601 nucleotides long. RefSeq lists its product as uncharacterized. Gene Ontology annotation, molecular function: tRNA-specific adenosine-34 deaminase activity. The record is from RefSeq and is a predicted model, not a curated record. Gene Ontology annotation, cellular component: nucleus; cytoplasm. The coding region runs from base 1 to 585 and encodes 194 amino acids. Lineage: Eukaryota; Fungi; Ascomycota; Pneumocystomycetes; Pneumocystales; Pneumocystaceae. Gene Ontology annotation, biological process: tRNA wobble adenosine to inosine editing. The transcript is spliced from 6 exons.
AUGACAGAUCACCAGGAUUUUAUGAAAGAAGCAUUAAAUAUGGCAGAAAUUGCUUUAAAGAACAAUGAAAUUCCAGUUGGCUGUGUUUUUGUGCAUAAAAAUAAGAUGAUCGCUAAAGAAAUGAAUAAUACUAAUAAAAGUUUUAAUGGGAUUUUUCACUGUGAAAUAAUAGCUAUUAAUAAUAUUUUAAAGGAUUAUCCAAGCACAAUUUUUGAAGAAACGGAUCUUUAUGUCACUGUGGAGCCAUGUAUCAUGUGUGCUUCUGCACUAAGACAACUUCAUAUUCGUUCUGUAUAUUUUGGCUGUGCAAAUGAGAGAUUUGGAGGUACUGGAAGUGUUCUUAGACUCCAUGAUGAUAAAGGUGUUGAUCCAACGUAUCCUGUUUUUCCUGGGAACUAUAGAAAAGAGGCUAUUUUUCUUUUAAGGCAGUUUUAUUUACAAGAAAAUAAAAGAGCACCAAAGCCAAAAUCAAAAAAGAACAGAGUGAUGAAAUAUGAUCUGCCUUAUUUAGAUUUAAGUCGUUAUGAAUCUCGAAUUCAUAUUAUUUUAAGUGAAAAAUUAAUUCUUUUGGUCCCACAGGGGUAAUUUGCUGUCUUUUAUA